UUUUUUUUUGAUGUGUACAAGUGUCAACAACACGAACAUAUACCGUUAAAUGCCAAAAUAUUGAGAAAUACGCAAUGUAAAAUUCCACAGUGAUCACAUACAUUCCAGUCCGCAUUUAAUUUAUACAUUUUACUAAUUCGAAAAUAAUGACCACUGAUGGUGUUGUUGGUUGGCAAAAGUUGUGAUUUGUGAACAAUUAGUAUUAUCAUGGAUUCCGAAGUGAGAAAGCGAAAAAAUCGUAGUGAUUCAAAGAAUGUGUCAAAAAUCACAGAAAAAUCUAGGCCACACACCGAUGAUCAAUCAUCAUCGUCUGACAUAAAUGAAAGUGAUUCGGAACAAAAAAUUCAAAAUAUUCAGCCGAAUGAACAAAAUUCACCAGCAAAUGCCGAUCAAAUCUCAACUUUACCAGAAAUUGCCAUACCCCAUCAAUUUCGAUUAACAUUCGAAAUCGAUUUAAUAUCGAUCACAUUGUUUGUUGUAGCGCUUUGUACGCGAUUCUAUCGAUUAAGUGAACCGAACAACAUUGUUUUCGAUGAAUUACACUAUGGCAAAUAUGUGUCACUGUAUUUAAAACGAACAUUCUUCUUCGAUCAACAUCCACCACUAGGCAAACAGCUAAUAUCAGCGGUCGCCAAUUUUGUUGGAUACAAUGGCAAUUAUACAUUUUCACACAUUGGUGCCCAAUACACAGAGAACGUGCCAAUUUUUUGGCUCCGAUUCGUUCCGGCCCUGUGCGGCAGCCUGUUGGUGCCAAUCGUAUACCAGUUACUACGACAACUCAAAUUGAGUGUAUGGACGGCAACAUUGGGUGGAAUUUUGAUCAUCAUUGAAAACGCACUGGUCACCCAAUCGCAAUUCAUUCUCAUGGAACCGAUGCUGUUGAUGUUCUCAAUUCUUGCAAUUUUAUUGCUAUUAAAAUACCAAGACUGUUAUGACAAACUCGGCGAAAUCACUUCGCUGCCAGAUCGUUUCGAUUUAAUCGUGUCGAUGUUGGUGUAUGGCAUUUUUUCGGCGAUUUUUUUCACAUGUGCAUUGUGUAUCAAAUAUGUUGCUAUUUAUUCAUGUUUAUUGGGCAUGUUCAUUGGAUUAUUGCAAGUGUGGAAAAUGUUGGGCAAUCAUCAAAAUACAAAUGUUUCGAUUGCAUUGCAAGUGGUCUUUCGUUCGCUGGUAUUCGUUGUUGUUCCAAUCAUCAUAUACUUGUCGGUGUUUUGGAUUCAUUUGGCUGUGUUGAGUAAGGCCGGACCUCACGACAGUGCAAUGACGAGCGCAUUUCAAGCAUCACUCGAAGGUGGAUUGGCAUCGAUUACAAAAGGACAACCGCUUAAUGUUGCACACGGCUCACAAAUAACAUUGCGACACACUCACGGACGUACGUGUUGGCUUCAUUCACAUGCUCACCUUUACCCCGUUCGAUAUCCCGAUAAAAGAGGCUCCAGCCAUCAACAGCAAGUGACGUGUUACAGUUUUAAAGAUGUCAACAAUUGGUGGAUUGUGAAGCGGGCUAGCAAAGAUGAUCUGGUGGUCGAAAGCACAGAAGUGGAUGUUAUUAAACACGGCGAUGAAAUUCAACUGAUUCAUGGUAUUACGUCAAGAGCGCUUAACUCACACGAUGUAGCAGCGGCGGUGACACCACAAAGUCAAGAAGUUUCCUGUUACAUUGAUUACAACAUAUCAAUGGCGGCACAAAAUCUAUGGAAAGUCGAUAUUUUGAAUAAAGCAAGCGAGGGCAACGAUUGGCAUACCAUUAAAUCACAUGUUCGUUUAAUUCAUGUUGCAACCGGAGCUGCAUUACGUUUCAGUGGACGUCAAUUACCAGAUUGGGGUUUUAAUCAGCAUGAAAUAGUCGCAGAUCGAAAUCUGGAGCACAUGGAUUGUGUAUGGAAUGUUGAAGAGCAUCGGUAUACAAAGACGGCCGAUCAACGUGAACGUGAACGGCAAAUGGUGCGCGCCGAAAUGAUUCCAACCAAACCGACGAGCCUAACAUUUCUGGAAAAGUUUAUGGAAAUUCAAUUCAAAAUGCUUUGGCCAUCGGCAUCAGAAGCCGUACAAACACAUAUGUACAGUUCGAGUCCGUUGGAUUGGCCAUUCUUGACGAAAGGAAUUGCAUACUGGGUGGAUAAAAAUUCAAAUGCACAAAUUCAUUUGCUUGGCAAUGUUGCGACAUGGUAUUCGGGUGUAGCGGCUAUAUCACUCUACUGCAUAUUACUCUGUAUUUAUUUACUACGACGACGUAGACAUUGCUAUGACAUUGACGAACGAACUUGGUUACAGUUUUGUCGGUGCGGUGAAGUUCUAUUUGCUGGCUAUCUUCUUCACUUUUUGCCGUACUUUUUUGUCGAACGAACUUUAUUUUUACACAAUUAUUUGCCGGCUUUAGUCUUUAAGAUUAUGUUAUUGUGUUUUAUGUUUGAGCAUAUAUUUUAUGUAAUUCGUCAACUCUUUCGAUCGGAGAAAAUGUGCUAUUAUUAUGGCGUUGGAAUGUGCUGUUGGUUCAUCUGUAUUUUAUAUGUCUUCCAACGAUUUUCUGUACUUACAUACGGACUGCUUCAAAUUGACGGUCACUCCGUUACGGCUGACGAUAUAAUCGCACUCAGAUGGAAAGAUACAUGGGAUUUUAUUAUACAUAAAGAACUCUCUUAAGAAUCUCUCUUAGAAGACAAUAAUAAAAAAGAGAUUUACGAAAUAAGAAUACUCAUGGUUUAGAUUUUUAAGAUGCAAUGUUUUUUUAUAUUUCUGUACUUAAUUUGAAUGCUCUCAAAAAAUAG
This is a messenger RNA of Contarinia nasturtii (swede midge), 2765 nucleotides long. It is a transcript of the gene rt, whose product is annotated as protein O-mannosyltransferase 1. Gene Ontology annotation, cellular component: membrane; endoplasmic reticulum. NCBI's taxonomy places the organism in Eukaryota, Metazoa, Arthropoda, Insecta, Diptera, Cecidomyiidae. Gene Ontology annotation, biological process: protein O-linked glycosylation via mannose. The coding region runs from base 208 to 2640 and encodes 810 amino acids. The record is from RefSeq and is a predicted model, not a curated record. Gene Ontology annotation, molecular function: dolichyl-phosphate-mannose-protein mannosyltransferase activity. The transcript is spliced from 3 exons.